Messenger RNA from Macadamia integrifolia, 2572 nucleotides. RefSeq names its product receptor-like protein 19. Gene Ontology annotation, molecular function: protein binding. The transcript has 3 exons. NCBI's taxonomy places the organism in Eukaryota, Viridiplantae, Streptophyta, Magnoliopsida, Proteales, Proteaceae. The record is from RefSeq and is a predicted model, not a curated record. The coding region runs from base 44 to 2455 and encodes 803 amino acids.
AGGUCAAUAGCUAGUAGUAGUCUAGUAGGUACCAGUCUACCCGAUGGACGUCUCUUGCUCCACCAAAUUCCUCACUCUCACUUUCCUCAUCCUCCUCUCAUCUGUCCUCCUUCAUGGCCCUGCCAAUGCUUCGGAUACCGUUGACGGUAGAGAAACCCUCGAAAUUAUAACAGGUGGCGGUGGACGCAAAGGCAAUGAAGAAUGUCCGCCCUCUGCUCCUCCCCGGGAAGAACCUAAAUGUAUGCCUCCACCACCAUCACCUCCUCCUCCACCUCCUCCUCCACCACCACCACCACCACCUCCACCUGCACCUCCACCUCCUUCUCCUUCUCCUCCUGCACCUCCACCUCCUUCUCCUUCUCCUCCUGCAAGACUGAAGAAGAAAAUCACGUACGAGAAGGACUCUAACUUCUGCAACUACGGCGAGAGGUUCUUUUGUAGAAACAGAAAAAGCCACACAGUCGCUGGUGUCAACUUCAAUGGCAACCACUAUGGUGGCCCGAACUUCACCCUCACUUGCUUCAUCGAUCAACUCCCAGACCAUGUUUUCUUCUACGCCAGCUCCAACAACUUCAUUUGUUCCCUCCCACAACCCACAGGGACCAAUAAAAUCCGAUUCCUCUGCGAGCUCGACCUCAGCAACACCGGAAAGUUCCCUACGUCCGUCCUUUCUGCCAGAAACCUCACCUUCUUGGAGCUCCGCUUCAACAAAUUCUCAGGUGGAGUUCCUCCUCAAGUGUUCACAUUAGACGUCGAUGUGAUCUUCCUCAACAACAACGGCUUCGCACAAACCCUCCCUGCCAACCUUGGAAGCACACCAGCAAGCUCACCGGUCCAAUCCCACGAAGCAUGGCCCAGGCCAACCGGACAUUGCUUGAAUUCUUGUUCCUCAACAAGAACUAUUCCGGUUGCUUACCUUACGAAAUCGGUUGACAACAACCACCACCACCAUUACCCUUUACCCUUUAAAAAAGAACAAACCAAGCUCCUCUCUCUCUCUCUCUCUCUCUCAUUCUCAAAGUAUAAGCUUUUAGUUCCCACUUGGAUUCCUGCUUCGCCUUUGCCCCAAAACAAGAAAGGGGAGAUGGGCUACUACGUUUCAAUCUCUAGCAAAUCACUAACCAUCAUCACCUUCUUUGUUCUCCUUUCUUCCUCCCUCCAUGUACUUGGUAGCACUUCAGUCCCGGAAACCAAAAGAGAAACACUACAAAUCAUAAUAGGCGGCGGUAUUGGUGGCCGCGUCGGUGGUGGUGGAAGUGGCGGUUGCACCCAAACUAAAUGUUCAACACCGCCGCAGCAAUUAAUAUUCGCAGACCAAAGACUAGCUAUUGUAUAUCCGGUAAUCCAAAACUUCAAGAAAACAAUAACCUCCGAUCCCCUCGGAAUCACCAAAACAUGGGUAGGCUCCGACAUCUGCAACUACAAAGGCUUCUUCUGCGACAGCCCACCAGACAACAAAACCGCCACUACACUCGCCUCCGUCGACUUCAACGGCUUCGCACUUACAGCCCCAACUCUGGACGGCUUCCUCGACCAACUCCCCGACAUCGCUCUCUUCCACGCCAACUCCAACCAUUUCACCGGCACCGUCUCUCCUAAAAUCUCCCACCUCCGCUACCUCUACGAACUAGACCUCAGCAACAACAACUUCUCCGGCGAAUUCCCAGCCGCCGUGUUAGCCAUGGAAGGCCUCUCCUUUUUGGACAUCCGGUUCAACUCCUUCACCGGUUCAGUCCCGGCUCAGGUAUUUAACCAGACUCUCGACCUCCUCUUCGUCAACAACAAUAACUUCAAGCAGAAGCUUCCAGAUAACCUUGGCAACACCUCCGUUCGAUACCUCACCUUGGCCAACAACAUGUUUGUGGGUCCCAUCCCGAAGAGUAUCGGAAAAGCUGCGAACACAUUGGCUGAGGUUCUGUUCCUCAACAACCAGCUCUCGUGUUGCCUUCCGUACGAGAUCGGUUUACUGAAAGAGGCGAACGUGUUCGAUGCCGGUUUGAACAGGCUGACCGGACCUUUGCCGUGCUCGUUGGGUUGCUUGGAGAAUAUGGAGCUGCUCAACUUCGCCGGCAACGAAUUGUACGGUGAGGUGCCGGAGGUGGUAUGUGCGCUGGGGAAGCUAAAGAACUUGUCCUUAUCGGACAAUUAUUUCAUGGUUGUGGGUCCCAUCUGCAGGAAUUUGAUAAAGAGUGGGGUCCUUGAUGUGAGGAAGAACUGCAUUCCUGAUCUGCCGUCACAGAGAUCAGUGAUCGAGUGCGCGGAGUUCUUCACACACCCCAGGAUCUGCCCUGACCUGGCGUCGUAUACUAUCAUUCCUUGCAAGCUUUCGAACUUACCGUUUCCGUUCCCAUUUCCGUUCCCAUGGAAGAAUACUCCACGUUCACCGCCGGUGCAGAGAAAGCAGACAAGGGCCCCUUCUCCUUCGUACUCUGCUCUUAUAAGGCAUCGUUUGUGAUGCAUUACUCUACUCUGUUAGGCCUCUCUUUGGAUGAUUUUUGAUUUCAAUUUCUAAUUGAUAUCUUGAAAUAAAUUAAUAAACAAUUCUUAUCAAGAAAUUGAAAUUAUUUGGUUA